Molecule: messenger RNA, 1317 nt
Organism: Linnemannia hyalina
Lineage: Eukaryota; Fungi; Mortierellomycota; Mortierellomycetes; Mortierellales; Mortierellaceae
Source: the annotation of a GenBank genome assembly
AUGUCCGCCUUCUUGAUGCCUGCAGCCUGCCGCUGCCCUCAACGGUCGAUGCUCUCCCACUUUGUCACACCUCAAUCAACCACCAGCCCAUCCCUUACCUUGACAUCCUCCGGAUCCAGAACUAGAACCAGAGUCACCACCACCAUCACCGCUACACGCACCCGCUCCUCCCUCGUUUCGUCUCCUCAUCAGCAACAUCAUCAGCAAAAGCGCCAGCAACAGCACCAUGCCUCGUCUUCCAACAUCUCUGCCGCUGCCUCUGCAGCCGCCGACUUUGCAUCACAACCAUUCCUGUUGAACGGCUCCAGUCAGUCAAAGAUCUUUGCACCUCAGUACCAAACCCACUCGCCCCUCCCACUCUUUUAUCAAUCUCAAUUGCCCUACCAGGCUCCUCCUGUCCCCAAAGUCAUGCCUUUUUACCAGUACCCCUCCUCGUCAUCAUCAUAUGUACCUUCUUCGUCAUCUACACAUCAUACGACGGUAUACCCCUCGCACCAGCAAAGAGUCAAACGCCAACCCUCCUUGAAGUAUGGCUCGUAUGCGUCCAGGACCAUCCCCCCUAUGAUGUCUGCCCCCGUCAUGGAGCAGAGACCAAUCCAGUUCGACAGAGCGUUUUUGGACCUUGCCCGGAAACGAUUGGAGGAAGGAAAGGAACGCUCUAGUCAUCACUUUGACUAUUGCAAAGACAAGCCCUUGCGCGAAGCUGCUGUCUUCAUGCCAUUGUGCGUGGUCAAGGGAGUUCCCAGCGUGUUGUUCACCCUCCGGUCGUCAAAGUUGAGGAACCAUCGUGGAGAGUGCAGCUUCCCAGGAGGAAAGCGCGACCCAACAGACAAAUCCUGCCUCGAGACAGCCUUGCGGGAAAUGGAAGAAGAGGUCUUUAUCUCCCGGGACCAAGUCGAGAUCCUGGGCGACUUUACACCAAUUCCCAACAAGGACUGCACCAUGCGCGUUCAACCCUACAUCGGCCUCAUCCGUCAACCCAUUAACGAUAUCUCAGAAAUUAAAUUCAACACUGACGAGGUCUCCAAAGUCUUUACUAUCCCUGUGGAUGAGCUGUUGGACCCUGCCAAGCGCAAGAAUUUGGUUCGGUUCAGGGACUCGAAAUACAUGUACCCGAUCUACCAUGCUGAGGAGGAAGGGUGCACCGUCUGGGGGUUGACGGCGUUUAUUAUGGAUGGCGUGUUGAGGAGGAUGUUGAAGCAAGGACCUGAGGGGGCUAUGAUCUGUCCAGAGAACGGAACCAUUCAGCGGUACAAGCCUGCUCCCGUCCUUGCGCCAUCUGCUUCUGCACCUGAACCCGUCGCCGUGAGCGCAUGA